AUGGGAGGGUGGGGGACGCAGUCGGUUUAUAGGUUGUAGAAGACACAUUGCGCUUGUGGGGGAGGAUGGAGGGGCAGAUUUUUUUCUAGUCUUGUAUUUGUGCUUGGAGGCAUGGUUCUGAUAAUGGCGGCAGCCCCGGACUCGACUACACCAUCAUUCGAGAGGGCAUCUUCCUCGAUGCUUUCUCAAGGCUCCUAGUCUGGAAGGCAGAUCCUAGAGCCGUGAAUGUCCUAUCCAACGGGCCAAUCCACUUCAACCCUAGAAAAAGUAUAGGAGAAGAAUCAGCAAGGGUCCUCCUAGCGGGCUCGCGCAGGAAGUCUAUUGCCCCGUUUCCCGGUCCGCGUACAACCACUUUCGGCCACAUGGUAGAGGUCAAAAACGAGGUCAUGGGGCCCAAAGCCGAGCCCAUAACCGCGGGCUUUGAGCCAUACGUCGAGGGCCCCGCGGGCAACGGAAAAAAACAGGGGGUUUUCGAGGUGGAAGAGUAG
Tuber aestivum (summer truffle) is the source of this 488-nucleotide messenger RNA. Lineage: Eukaryota; Fungi; Ascomycota; Pezizomycetes; Pezizales; Tuberaceae. The record is from the annotation of a GenBank genome assembly.